CGGCAAGUCGGCUCGGGGUCCUUCAAGCUCGUCUACAAGGCCCGUUGGCUACAGAGCCAGAGGGAGAGCCAGGUCGUGGCGAUCCUCCGAAUCCGAGGAAGCGGAUCCUUUGGGAACAACGAGGAGUUCGAGAAGGAGUUGCAAAUCUUUCAGCAGCUCGGCCGCCAUCCCAACCUCUUGCGCCUACUCGCUGUCACCAUCGAUCCGGCCUCUGGCGACAGCUGCCUCGUCACAGAGUUCGCGCCCAAGGGUUCUCUCGAUAUCAUGCUGUCCGAGUUCGCCGAGAAGCAGGAAGCUGUCAGCCUGCUUGUGCAGCUGCAGGUGGCGAAGCAGAUCUGCGACGGGAUGGUACAGCUCUCGCUGCAUGACGUUGUGCAUCGAGACCUGGCAACGAGGAACGUGCUUGUCUUCAGCCUCGACGUGCGCGAUCAUCUCGGUGUCUGCGUCAAGAUCGCUGACUACGGGCUUUCCAUCGUCGCCUCCCGAAGGCAAGGAGAGGGUCAGGGAGCGAGCGUCAGCACAGCAGGGACGGCAGCUCGGCCGGUAAGGUGGAUGGCGCCUGAGAGCAUCAGGAGGAGGCAGUACUCGGAGAAGAGCGACGUGUGGUCCUUCGGCGUUACCAUGUGGGAGAUCUGGACGCAUGCUGAAGUCCCUUACGGCGCUUGCACUGAUGACGCGGCGCUGGGAUGGAAGGUGGUGGAGGGAGAGCGGCUUCCUCCUCCUCCAGAUUGUCCUGCGGCAGUCUACACCAUCAUGCGGGAAUGUUGGAGGGAGAAUAAGCACGAGCGUCCGAGCUUC
This is a messenger RNA of Guillardia theta CCMP2712, 798 nucleotides long. RefSeq lists its product as hypothetical. The record is from RefSeq and is a predicted model, not a curated record. The transcript has a single exon. The annotation marks the transcript as partial. Gene Ontology annotation, cellular component: signaling receptor complex. Gene Ontology annotation, molecular function: transmembrane receptor protein tyrosine kinase activity; ATP binding. NCBI's taxonomy places the organism in Eukaryota, Cryptophyceae, Pyrenomonadales, Geminigeraceae. Gene Ontology annotation, biological process: cell surface receptor protein tyrosine kinase signaling pathway; multicellular organism development; protein phosphorylation.